Cornus florida is the source of this 1958-nucleotide messenger RNA. Its product is annotated as berberine bridge enzyme-like 19. The record is from RefSeq and is a predicted model, not a curated record. Lineage: Eukaryota; Viridiplantae; Streptophyta; Magnoliopsida; Cornales; Cornaceae. Bases 141 to 1730 code for a protein of 529 amino acids. Gene Ontology annotation, molecular function: FAD binding; oxidoreductase activity. The transcript has a single exon.
ACAUAAAGCCGUUUCGGAAACUUCUCACUUCCCAUUUUCAAGCACUUUAUAUCCAACUAAAUACUUCAGACACAGCUUACCUUCGUGUAUAUAAUACACACCACCAAUUCUUUCACAAACCCUAAACCAAACACCAAACAAUGAAGAACCCUUCCCUCCCUUCAUUUCUCAUCCUCUUUUCUCUCCAAUUAUUUUCUUGUGCUUUAUCAGAUUCAAUCUACGACACCUUCCGUCAAUGUCUCUCCAAGAACUCACCAUCAGACCCAAUUUCCCCCAAUACUCUGUACAGCCCCACUAAUCCUUCGUUCCAAACAGUCCUUACAUCUUACAUCAAAAACCGCCGCUUCAACACCUCCACCGCCGCGAAACCCUCACUCAUCAUCGCCCCUCUCCGCGAAUCCCACGUCGGCCCCGUCGUGCUCUGCGCCAAAACCAUCGGAAUCCAACUUAAAAUCCGGAGCGGCGGCCACGACUACGACGGCCUCUCCUACAUCUCCGAUGUCCCGUUUGUCGUUCUUGACAUGUUCAACCUCCGAUCCGUCGACGUCGACAUUGCACAAGAGACCGCUUGGGUCCAGGCCGGUGCCACCCUCGGCGAACUCUUCUACGGAAUUUGGAAGAAGAGCAAAGUUCAUGGUUUUCCGGCCGGCGUCUGCCCCACCGUCGGCGUUGGCGGCCAUUUGAGCGGAGGCGGGUACGGUAAUAUGAUCCGUAAAUACGGGUUAUCCGUUGAUCAUGUUGACGAUGCCCGUAUAGUGGAUGUUCAUGGCCGAAUUUUAGACCGUAAAGCGAUGGGUGAGGACCUUUUUUGGGCAAUCAAAGGUGGUGGUGGUGCUAGUUUUGGUGUCAUUUUGGCUUACAAAAUUAGAUUAGUUAAAGUGCCAGAAGUUGUUACGAUUUUCAGAAUUCAAAAGACAUUGGAACAGAAUGCUACAGACAUCGUCCACAGGUAUCAAUUCGUGGCCCCUAAGAUCGACAACGAUUUGUUCAUCAGAGUUCUUCUCCAGCCAGUGACUUCCACCACCAAAAAGGGUGAGAAGACAAUAAGGGCAUCAUUUAUUUCCCUAUUUCUUGGAGAUGCUGACAGGUUGGUAUCGGUCCUGAACAAAGAUUUUCCGGAGUUGGGUUUGACGAAAGCAGACUGUGUGGAAAUGACUUGGAUCGAAUCCGUCCUUUACUGGGCGAAUUUCGAUAACCAAACUAAGGAAGAGGUUCUACUGGAACGAAAUUCGGAUGGGGUGAAUUUCCUCAAGAGGAAAUCGGAUUAUGUUCAGACUCCGAUUUCCAAAGACGGGUUGGAAUGGAUUUGGAAGAAAAUGAUCGAAGUGGGGAAAGUAGGAUUUGUUUUCAACACUUAUGGUGGAAGAAUGAGUGAAAUUCCGGCGUCGGAGACUCCAUUCCCACAUCGAGCAGGGAAUUUAUUCAAAAUUCAGUACUCGGUCAACUGGAGCGAAGAAGGGAUUGAUGCGGACAAGAACUUCGUGGGUCAGAUUAGGAGGUUAUAUAGUUACAUGACACCAUUUGUGUCCAAGAACCCUAGAGGUGCAUAUCUCAACUACAGAGACAUUGACAUUGGUAUUACUCACAAUGGCAAGAAUAGUUACAAUGAAGGUAAGGUCUACGGGGUUAAAUAUUUCAUGGGAAAUUUUGAUAGAUUGGUGAAAGUGAAGACGAUGGUUGAUCCAGACAACUUUUUCAGAUAUGAACAAAGCAUCCCUGUUUCUCCAUGAAUCGAGGAAAGUGAAGGUAGACAGCUUGGAACAUCAGUUUUAACCAUCUAUGUGGCUGUGUUUAUAAUUUGUUUCCUGUUAUAGUACUCCAAAGUAGCGGUUUUAUCAUAGAGUUCAACAUUUUUUUUUUUUUUCCGCUUUCUAUGCAGAACUCAAAUAUCUUUAAUAAUAAUGGGCAAUUCAGUCCAUUUGCAGGAAUUAGUGAUCAAUGAAAAUGAAUUGAUGACA